Chara braunii is the source of this 3262-nucleotide messenger RNA. The record is from the annotation of a GenBank genome assembly. Lineage: Eukaryota; Viridiplantae; Streptophyta; Charophyceae; Charales; Characeae.
UGGGUACGACACCUUAGUAGACCAGUAGCAUCUACUUUGGCCAACAAGGAGCGCAUGAUUGUAACAGACUACAUCAAGGACGUAGUCUGUACCUUCUCCUAUGGAGGGGGUGAGCUUAACCAUAAGAUCUCGUUUUUGGUUCGCGACGACUUGCCAUUCGAUAUGUUGUUAGACAUGUACUACCUCGAAGUUGCUAAGCCCCAGUUCGACUGGGAUAAGAAGGUGCUCAAACACAAGUUGCCCGAUGGCCAAACUGUCAGAUUGACCAAGUUCAAGGCCAGUAGUAUUAUAGAUAUCUAUGGCUGCUUGUGCGCAUCCGCAUUCUACAACUAUUACAAGCAAAACGAAGAGGAGGGUAUGUACCUUGUUUAUGUCUCUGAGAAGGGGGAGGUCGUUAAAACACCCCCAGAGAUAGAAUGCGUCGUUGCUGAUCUGUUCGAGGAGCCCUCAGGAGUUGUCKAUAGGGAAGUCGUCCACGCUAUAGAAAUCAUUCCAGGGAGUAAGACCCCAAAGGGAAGGAUCUAUAGGAUGGCCCCUGCCGAGUUAGGUGAACUUCGGAAGCAACUAAAGGAGCUGACAGAGAAGGGAUGGAUUCGGCCUAGUACUUCCCCUUACGAAUCACCCGUGCUAUUCGUACCAAAGAAGGGGGGUACUCUGAGGAUGUGCAUUGACUAUAGAGGCCUCAAUGCCAUCACUGUGAAGAACGCAGAGCCUCUACCUCGCAUAGACGACCUAUUGGAUAGGGUGCAGGGAUGCAAGUACUAUACAAAGAUAGACUUGAAAUCCGGAUAUCACCAGAUCGCAAUAAGACCUGAGGACCAACACAAGAAAACUUUUCAGACUCGUUAUGGUCUGUAUGAGUUUGUAGUGAUGCCUUUUGGUUUUUGUAAUGCGCCGGGUACAUUCCAGCACGCUAUGAAUCGGAUCUUCCGUGACCAUUUAGAUAAGUUUGUCAUAGUCUAUCUAGACGACAUUCUGAUCUUUAGCAAGUCUGCCGAGGAGCAUGCACAUCAUGUUGAGACAAUUUUCUCACUCCUGCGACAGCACAAGUAUAAGGUCAACUUAGAGAAGUGCGAGUUUGGCCGCACUAAGAUACUAUACUUGGGUCAUGAAGUAUCCGCGGAGGGAAUUAGGUCGGAAGAUGCGAAGGUGGCUAGUAUUAGAGACUGGUCACGACCUCAGGCAGUCACUGAGGUCAGGUCAUUCUUAGGAAUGUGCGGCUACUAUAGAAACUUCGUUAAGAACUAUUCUACAGUCGCCUCUCCUUUGACUGAUCUAACUCGACUUGACACACCGUGGGACUGGAGUGAUGAGUGCGAGGGUGCUUUCAAGAGAUUGRAGCAUGCACUCAUGAAUCAUGAAGUUCUCAUGGUUCCCGAUCAGCAGAAGCCAUUCAUAGUGACCACUGACGCAAGCCAAUACGGCAUUUGCGCAGUGCUGGCUCAGCAGGAUGGGAAAAAGUUGAGGCCGAUUGAGUACAUGAGUAAGAAAAUGCCAUCGAAGAAGUUGGCUAAGUCCACCUACGAAAGGAAAAUCUAUGCUCUCUACAAGGCACUUGUCUAUUGGAGACACUUCCUUUUGGGAAGGUUCUUCUAUCUGAGGACUGAUCAUCAGACCCUCAAAUGGAUCAAGACUCAACCGGCUCUUUCUGAUGCACUCAAGCGAUGGAUUGAGGUCAUAGACCAAUACGACUUCAAGCUCGAGUACCUGAAGGGAGAGUACAACAAGGUUGCAGACGCGCUAUCCCGUAAAGCAGACUACCUAGGUGCGCUAGUUUCUGAAUUUGGCGUAUCUAAUGAAGUAACUCAAUCAUUGGUGGGAACCUAUCAGGAAGACUCUGUCACAAUGGACAUCAUCCGCAAACUUCAGGCAAAAGACAAGGUCACAGAAAGACACUUUGGCUACAAGAAGACGAGUGCUAACUUAGUACAGCGAUUUUGGUGGCCCAGAAUGUUAGAUGACGUAAAAAAGUAUGUUGAGACAUGUCAGGUCUGUCAGCGGGACAAGGCGCGAACUCAAGCACCGCUUAGGUUAUUGAAGCCUUUACCUAUUCCUGAUGGUCCAAGAUUGAGUGUUUCCAUGGAUUUCAUGGACACUCUUGUGACCAGCAAGAGUGGUAAGAGGCACAUUUUCGUCAUCAUUGACCGAUUCACCAAGUACGCUAGACUAAUACCAAUGCCAGAGACAGCCAGGACAGAAUACGUCAUCAAGUUGUUCAAGGACAACUGGGUAAGGGACUUUGGUUUACCAAAGACCAUCAUUAGUGACCGAGACGUCCGAUUCACAAGUGAGCUGUGGAAGAAGACUGCGGAACAGAUGGGCAGUCAACUUCAAAUGACUUCAGGGAAUCAUCCUGAAGCCAACGGACAGGCCGAACAAAUGAAUAGAGUUGUAGAGCACUUGCUGAGGCAUUAUAUCAAGCCCAGCCACGAUGACUGGGAUGAGCAGUUACCUCUCAUCGCCAGCCUAUACAACAAUGCUAUACAUAGCAGUACCGGCGUUAGUCCUAACCAGCUGCACUUAGGAUGGAAGUCUAGAUCAGCAUUAGACUUCCUCCUACCUGAAAACCGACCUGCUGCAACUCCAGGCACACUUGAAUACGGUGUGCAAUAUGAGAAAUUGCUGCAAGAUGUUGUUGAACAUAUGAAGAAGGCUCAGCAACUUGAAGCCAUGAUCGCUUCUGAGAAUCAACAUCGCAGACAGUCCACAUUUCAGGUAGGGGAAMKUGUCUGGGUCAAGGCUAGUGAGUUAGGACAGGAAUUCGGAAUAUCUCGCAAACUAAUGCCUCAAUACUUUGGUCCAUGGGAAGUCUUGGAUGUAGUGGGAGAUGAAAUGGAUGGUCCUACGAGAUCGAUGCUGCCCCCAACCAUGGAUGGACAAGUCGACAUCGAUGAUAUUGUGGAUCACAGGGAUAUGCCUGUUCCGAAGCCGCUGGGUCGUGGAAGACCUCCUAAACCCGAGAGGGAGUACCGGAUCAGAUUCAGGCAUCAUACGGAUCCGAAAGAAGAUCGGUGGUUUACCCGGGAGGAACUGAUGGAAACAGCUCCUCAGGUGGUGGCAGACUAUGAACGGAAGCUAAAAGGGAAGGCACCUGCGAAGUAAGCAUCUCAGCGGACUUUCGAAGCUAAGGGGGAUGGAAUGUGAAGAUUGAGCCCUCAAGUAGGGGCCUUGCCAUGAUGAACAUGUUCUGGGCUAAGGCCCCAACAAGCCUCGUGCCCGCCCUAAGUGAAGGCGGGCCAGCAAAUCAACAAGAGCCCUUUGU